AUGGAAGUUUCCGAAGAAAAGCUCGACCGUAUUAGAAUAGAUAAUGAGAAAUAUCUGAGGAAACAUCCAGAGCUUCAUGAUAUGAUUAGUGAAUUCAUGGUUGCUCUUUUGAAAGAUAAACCACAAGAUGUUCUUCAAUACGCUAUUGUAUUUUUCACAUCACAACAUACCGAGCCAGAGUAG
Messenger RNA from Trichomonas vaginalis G3, 183 nucleotides. Its product is annotated as Dimerization-anchoring domain of cAMP-dependent PK regulatory subunit family. The record is from RefSeq and is a predicted model, not a curated record. The transcript has a single exon. NCBI's taxonomy places the organism in Eukaryota, Parabasalia, Trichomonadida, Trichomonadidae. The coding region runs from base 1 to 183 and encodes 60 amino acids.